Schistosoma mattheei is the source of this 2319-nucleotide messenger RNA. The record is from the annotation of a GenBank genome assembly. NCBI's taxonomy places the organism in Eukaryota, Metazoa, Platyhelminthes, Trematoda, Strigeidida, Schistosomatidae.
CACGUACAAAGAAAUAGAGUGUGCAUGUGCGGGCACAAACUAUAAACAUGUGUUCUGUCACUAUCUUGUUUUUCAUUGUCGUUUAUUUAAAGUUUGUUUAAACUCGUGACUAACACAGCCAUUGUAAUUUAUUGAUUGAUUGGAAACAUUGUCUUUCAUAUCAUCUCAGUAUAAAGUUAGGAGUAGUGGAGUAAUAAUCAAUAAUGAUUAGUCGUUUGUUGAUUCUUUUUGUAGUAUAAAUAAUACCAAUGGUAUUUGUUUAUUAUUAUUAUUAUUGUUUUAUAACCAUGGGACUAUGAAAGACUAACGAUUUCCGGUUGUUUAUCAUUCUACACGUUUAAAUAUCUAAUUGUACGAAUAAGGAAUAAAGUACUUUACCCAUUAUAAUGUAAUCAUAUAAAAUGUACCGAUAUCACAAAUGAUGAAGAGGUAGCUAUCAAAUUAGAAUGCGUCAAAGCAAAACAUCCACAGCUUCAAAUUGAAGCUAAGAUUUACAAGCUUAUGCAAGGUGGUGUUGGGAUUCCUUGUUUAAAAUGGUCUGGUACAGAAGGAGACUACAAUGUUUUAGUUAUUCAAUUACUUGGUCCAAGUCUAGAAGAUUUAUUUAAUUUUUGCGGUCGAAGAUUUAAAUUAAAAACAGUACUUCUGUUAGCUGAUCAAACAAUUACACGUGUAGAAUAUAUACAGAAUAAGAAUUUUAUUCACCGCGACAUUAAACCGGAUAAUUUUCUUAUGGGUUUGGGUAAACGUGGAAACCUCGUCUAUUUAAUUGACUUUGGAUUGGCAAAAAAAUAUCGCGACAGUCGAACACGUCAACAUAUACCAUAUCGAGAGAAUAAAAAUCUUACUGGGACGGCUCGAUAUGCUAGUAUCAAUACACAUUUGGGGAUAGAACAAGCUCGUCGAGAUGAUAUGGAAUCACUUGGUUAUGUGUUAAUGUAUUUCUUACGUGGUAGUCUUCCAUGGCAAGAAGAUGCAAACACCGUGGAAGUUUUAUGUGAAGGUUAUCCAGUUGAAAUGGCUGUCUACCUUAACUAUUGUCGUGGAAUGCGUUUUGAUAACCAACCGGAUUAUUCUUAUUUAAGAAAUUUAUUUCGUGGACUAUUCCAACGUGAAGGUUUUACUUAUGAUUUUAUUUUUGAUUGGAAUCUAUUAAAAUUUUCUGGAAAUGAUCAAAAUUCCAUCAAUAAUACUACUGCUGCUGUUAAUAAUAAUAACAAUAAUAAUGGUAAUGAUCAUUUAAUUACAAAUCAACAAUCAUCCCAACCACAACAACUUGUGCAGUCUUCUCGUCGUGGUCAUCAUCAUGAUGAAAAAAUUAAAUCUCGUAACAAAGGAACAUCUGGUAAUGCGGGUUAUACUGCUCAACAGGCAAAUACACAAUUAGCUCAUAAUUCAUCAACUGCAGCAGUGAUGAAUUCUCGUUCAGGUUUUACGCAACAAGGUUUAGGCUCAGUGACUGCUUAUCCACGUGGUAUGCCACCAUCGUGUCUCCCGGCUGCGCAAAAUAUGGUCGCUCAGUCAUUACAGGUAAUGAGUCUUCAGCCACAGCCUAAUCAAAUAUCAUCUAAUACUGUCGCUCAUCAUCAUGCACAACACAUCCAAUCUCAUCCAAUCUCGAAUUCAUUAACUGGAUAUUACAAUCAGACGGUACAACAACAGCAGAAUGUUUCACAGUCUCCUCAACUAGGCACAUCACAAUUUGCUAAUCCUGCUUGUCCUUCUAACAUGUUUCUUAUGAAUAAUAAUCAUAAUAAUAGUAAUGCAAACAAUCCAAUACCAAUGACUGGUGGCCUACAACAACAACCUAAUACGAAUUUAUACCCCUCUAUUGACUCAAAUUGUACUAUUCAACAUCCAUCCCAACAACAGUCACAAAAUGUUUGUUGUCUUCCAGUACAAUCGCAACCUCAAUCCAAUCCAAAUAAUAAUAAUACUAAUCAUCAACAAGUUGUUACAUCGCGUCAAAUUGUUCAACCUAUUUCACAUCAUCCACAACAAAAUUCAUAUUUAUUAACUCAACAAAAUUCAAUCGGUCAAGUAAUCGGUGGGAAUAGUAGCGGUACAACAAAUCAUCAAAUUCAUCAUCACCAACAGCAGUUGAAUGCAUCUACAACAUUUGGUAAUCAUCCGCAUAAUUUGUAUCAUUUACGUCUUCAUCCGGAAACAUUUUAUGUGCCUGCAACAGCUAGUGGGCAGACAAGUAAUGUUAAUAAUAAUGAGAAUUUCACCUCAACACCUAUGAUUUUGCCAUCCGGACAACAAGUCGGUGGUGUUGGCAGUAAUGCAUUUCGAAAAUAAUAAUAAUCUAUUAUUGUC